AUGAGGCUCUUACCCCUCGAAGGGCGAGAAGACUUACCCUCGACUGACACGAACACCUUUCCUAUUCGACUGCCACCUCUGGACAACACCUUCGGCGCGCUACUCAUCGGCACCCUCCUGGGGCUUAUCCUCCUCGGUAUAAUGCUCCACCAAGCUUACCGCUAUGCACUUACAUUCCCUGGCGAUUCUCUAUGGCUCAAGAUCUUGGUCGCAUCUAUGGUGUCUCUAGAAAUUGCCUCCAACGGAAUGUCUGUGCACAUGUGCUAUUAUUAUCUAGUGACAAAUUACUUUCAUCCUGAGAACAUCGCGCAAAGUGUAUGGACUAUUGAGCUUUCCCCGCUGGUCGGGGAGACCACGUUGAUAAUAACCCAAAGCUAUUUCGCUCGACGUUUGUGGCUCCUUGGAUCCCGAUACAGACCAGUUGUCGUACUCACCUGCGUAUGCAUCAUCGCCGAGUUAGGGACAAUCUACCUCAUACCUACAACUUUUGCGCUGGCCGUUGCGGUCAACGCAAUGUUGACGAUAUCGCUCAUCUGCGCUCUUCGCUGCAAACGCACAGCUUUCAAGAGCACGAACGCCAUGCUCGAUCACCUUAUCUUAUAUGCUGUCAGCACAGGGCUGCUAAACGGCAUAGUCGAUCUCGUCACAACAAUCCUGGCAUUCGCUACUCCACACAAUCUCGUUUACUCAAUUCUUGGAAUACCGGGAGGAAAACUAUAUGGAAUAUCGCUUCUCGCCGCCCUUCACUCCCGUCGCACCGUCCGCGAACAGAGUGAAACCAGGAACACUGAAAGUGCCAGUGAUCUGGUUUUCGGAAUCGGACGCAUGUCUCCUAACCAGCUCAAUCCGGUAUACUUGAUCGCUGGAGACUCAGACCUCAUCGAGCUCAGGACGCUCAGGUCGUUGCCUUUGGGGCGAAUUACGAGAGAGCCAGGCCUCGAUGGCUCGGUCGUCCCCGACGGAUCGGGGAUAGUGCCCGACCGUGACCAUGUGUUUGUUUGA
Messenger RNA from Trametes versicolor FP-101664 SS1, 1002 nucleotides. RefSeq lists its product as uncharacterized. The transcript is spliced from 20 exons. The record is from RefSeq and is a predicted model, not a curated record. NCBI's taxonomy places the organism in Eukaryota, Fungi, Basidiomycota, Agaricomycetes, Polyporales, Polyporaceae. Bases 1 to 1002 code for a protein of 333 amino acids.